UUUGGCAGCUGACUAUGACCUCUUCUGCCCCACAGUCUAACAGAUUCAACCACACACACACCCUGGCACACACAUUCAAGUAUUUUUUGCUCCAGUUGCCUUCUUUAAUGACUUCAACAUGGGCCUGCCAGUAUUUUUUAUUUUAGCAAUGGUUCUGAAUUUAGCUCACAGCAGGGACAUGCAAGAUUCAGAGACCAGAGAGUUGGAUCUUGAUCAAACAGUGACAGGGAUUUUGGGGGAGGAUGUCUACUUGCAUUGUCUGUACAUUGGACAAAGUAGCAUAUUGUUCUCCUCCUGGAACCGUAUCGAUUCUUCAAACAAGGCAAAGAAAAUGGCAGGCUACAAGUCCAGUGCCAAAUCUUUCGCAAGAGAAAACUUUGACAUCCCGGCAUCAAUUACAAACCUUACUGUAAAGGUGAACGUGACAAGUUUUGAUCAAGAGGGAGAAUACACAUGUGUCUUUGACUCUGAUGAGGAUGAAACAAAGGAAACCAUGUUUCUUAGUGUUAUUGCUCGGCCUGAUGUUGACAUAACUGUGAAAAAGGAAGUUGUGAAUAGGAUCCUCUACCAUGCUGUCACUUGCUCUGCCUCCGGUGCCAAGCCUGAGGCUGUGAUUAGAUGGGAGAUCUCUGGUGCCCUUCCAAAAGACGACAUCUUCUCUGUGAACAUGAUUAAUCCGGUUCAUCCCAAUGGCACAACCAGUUCAAUCAGUGUACUUCGCUUCCCCCUAAUUAUGAAUAAUGAGAGCACUGUUACCUGUGUGGUUGAGCAUCCAGCUUUUACUGAACCCAAAAGAGCCAACAUAGAGGUGGAUACAUUUGUUUCGCCUGUUAUAAGCAUGAAGACCGUCCUGGUCCAAGAAGGAGAAGAAGACUUUCAAGAGGUCAUCUGUUCAGCAACAGGAGGGAGGCCACAUCCAAAUAUCACAUGGAUACUGCCUGAAUUCAAAAACACGCCACCUUUACAGAGAAAUGUCUCCAAACCAGAUUCAGUUAUCAGUUCAUAUCAGUUCCCAUCAGAUCCUUUUGAAGGAGAUAAUAUCUCUUGUGUAUUUAGCUAUGCAUUUCUCCCAUUCAUAAACACAAGGACAAUCACUUUGCCAAUUUACUAUCUUUCCUCACUUCAGCUGAAGAACCUUGAUUAUGCCAUUAACAGUGAGAACCAGACUUCAUUGGCACUUGUGAAGGGGGACACGGACAUUACAAUCAGGAUGGAUGUUUUGAGCAAUGUACCAAGUUAUAAAGUGAAAUGUUCCAGGGAAGGCCAACCACUACCUGAGGAUGUGGAUGUGGUUGGCAACAAUCUCUUUGUCAGAGGACCUGUAGAUCUGCACCUUGCUGGACAAUAUCUCUGCCAGGCCUCUUACCGUAGACAUCAAGUUUCCCUGCAGUUUACAAUUGAAGUAAAUCCAAAAGUCCUACUGCCAGUGACAUUUCCCCCAAAUAUCAGUGUGAAUUUAGUAGAGGAUUCAGACUACUUUCACAUUGAAUGUUUGGCCUCCAAUGCUGUACCUGCUGCAAAUGUGUCCUGGGUUCUUCCAAAAGAGAUUAAUAGUACAAUUCAGUCUGAAGACACACACUAUAAUGGAUCUUAUUCUGUCAGAAGUGUGUUGACUGUGCCUAGCUGCAUGGCCCACAAAUAUGUAAUUGAGUGUGUAGUCGACCAUCCUGACUUAAUGGAAGAAGAGAGGCGGCAGAUUGCUCUUCAUGUGUGUGCACCACCGAAUAUUACCCUGCAGUCUAGUGUUGAAUGGAACAGUGACAUUGCUUACACAUCGCUGGUGUGUUCAGUGCAGAGCCAGACCCCAGCAGCAGCCAUCACCUGGGCUGUGGAGUGCCAUGGCAUUGAUAUUAGCUCUAGUGAACUUGUAAUGACUCGACCUGAGCUUCAGCAGAGUCAUAUGGUUGUCGCUCAGAGUAUGGCACGUAUUCCUAUUUACUCACAUGCCGGAUGCACCGUGACCUGUGUGGUUGAGCAUCGAGAGUUAGAGAAACCCGAGAACAAGAGCAUCGUCCUCCCAUCCUUAGGACCGUCUGUAAGCCGUGCGUUUCUGGGGGAAGAGAGUUACACUCUUAUUUGGCAUGCUGUGUGUGAGUACAGCGGCGAUGGGGUGAAACCCAACAUCUCCUGGGUCUUUCCCGAUGAAGACACUGUAAUACUGGUGACUACUGAAUCCAGAUAUGAUGGAACUAAAGUAGAAGUCCGUUUAACUCAUGAAUUUCAACUCAGUCAGUAUGAGGGGAAAGAUUUGAUAUGUCUGAUUCAGAACAAGCUCGGCAGGGAUGAAAGACGGACAAUACAUGUUCCAAAUUACUCUAUCUCAUCUAUUGAGGUUUUAAACAAAACCACACUUGAUCGUAGAAGUCAUGGCCAGAAUGAGCAUCGUUUAUCACUGCAAGAAAACCUCUCGAAUCAGAAGAUACUUCUCAAAGCCCACGGCAAUGUUCCGUCGUACAAGACAACAUGUUACAGGGAGGACGGGUCAGCAGCUGACACAGAGGGCAUGGCAUUAGUUUUUACAGAGCCAGUGUCUGAACUGGAUGCGGGAUUGUACAUAUGCCACGUCUCGCACCACCACCACACGGCUAAUGUUUUCAUUCGGGUGGAUGUAACUAGUGAAGAGACUCAACACAUGAUAUUCAUCAUUAUUUGCUUCUCGUCAGCUGCUGCAAUCACCCUCAUUUUGAUUAUCGUUUUGGUUGUCCUCUGUAAAAGUGGGAGAAGUCACUCGUCACAAAAGAAUAACAGGACGGAGCGUGAGUCUCUAGCAGCUCUAAUGCAGGAUCCUCGCUGCCCAGAGAAGGUGGUGAUUCCAGGCACAGCUGGGCCGCACUAUGCUGAGCUUGUGCACUAUUCCAUUGUUUUUGAUGCUAAAAGCACAGUGUGACACAGCUGUUGGGUUUUACGACUGUAAUAUAUCAGUUUUUGCACAUACUUGUGGAGUUUGUGGCAGCUUGAGUGCAUGCGUUUAAAAAGGGGACAUGCUUAAGAAAUUCAUUCAUUGUUAAUCAGACUGUUAUGCUGAUGAUGCAAUUUGUAAUGAAAAAAACAAAAAAGAAAAUGGAAAUUUGCUUCGUUUUCUCUACCCAGCCCAUCCAAGAUUUAGAUGAGUUUUUUUCUUUAUCAGAACAGAUUUGGAGAAAUCUAUUGCGUUAGUUGGCUUUGCGUUAGUUGCUCACCAGUGGAUCCUCUGCAGUGAAUGGGUACCGUCGGAA
This is a messenger RNA of Sinocyclocheilus grahami, 3215 nucleotides long. RefSeq lists its product as uncharacterized. NCBI's taxonomy places the organism in Eukaryota, Metazoa, Chordata, Actinopteri, Cypriniformes, Cyprinidae. The record is from RefSeq and is a predicted model, not a curated record. The coding region runs from base 119 to 2887 and encodes 922 amino acids. Gene Ontology annotation, cellular component: adherens junction; apical junction complex. The transcript is spliced from 14 exons. Gene Ontology annotation, biological process: heterophilic cell-cell adhesion; homophilic cell-cell adhesion.